This is a messenger RNA of Aspergillus sclerotioniger CBS 115572, 1218 nucleotides long. Its product is annotated as proteasome regulatory particle base subunit RPN10. Lineage: Eukaryota; Fungi; Ascomycota; Eurotiomycetes; Eurotiales; Aspergillaceae. The coding region runs from base 165 to 995 and encodes 276 amino acids. The transcript has 4 exons. Gene Ontology annotation, cellular component: cytosol; nucleus; proteasome regulatory particle, base subcomplex. Gene Ontology annotation, molecular function: polyubiquitin modification-dependent protein binding. Gene Ontology annotation, biological process: proteasome-mediated ubiquitin-dependent protein catabolic process. The record is from RefSeq and is a predicted model, not a curated record.
UUCAUCAUCAUCCUUCCUCCUCCAACAACCCCAUCCAUUUCACCCCAUCUCUCCUUGCUGCCACCCUCUGCUCUUAGACUUUGGCAAAACUCUACCCCCCUCUUGACUCCGAUUUAUUAUACCCUCGAUUUCUUUCCUAAUUCACCCCCGCCUUCUCAGCCAAGAUGUCGCUCGAAGCUACCAUGAUCGUUGUCGACAACAGCGAAAGCAGCAGGAACGGAGAUUAUACCUCGACACGAUGGCAAGCUCAGAUCGAUGCCGUCAGCGUCAUCCACACCACCAAAAUGCGCGUACACCCCCAGUCCGCCGUCGGUCUCAUGAGCAUGGGCGGUAAGGGUCCUGAAGUUCUCUCAACAUUCACCACCGACUUUGGUGGCAUCCUGGCCGGUCUGCAUCGCACGAAGAUCCAUGGCACUGCUCACCUUAGCUCCAGCAUACAAGUGGCCGGUCUUGCCCUCAAACACCGCUCCGAGAAGUCCCAGAAACAGCGCAUCAUCGUGUUUUCCUGCUCCCCCAUCGAAGAAGACGAGAAGUCGUUAGUGAAGCUGGCCAAGAAGAUGAAGAAGAACAAUGUGUCCAUCGACGUGAUCGCUUUCGGGGACCUUGAAUCCGACCAGACCAAGAAGCUGGAGGCUUUCGUCGAGAACGUCAAGGGUGGCGAGGGCUCCAACCUCGCCAUCAUUCCGCCCGGUCCCAACUUGCUUAGUGAGGAGCUUCAGCUUACUCCUAUCCUGGGCGGAGAUGGCGCUGAUGCAGAGGGAGCCGGUCCCGAAGGCGGUGAUGGUUCCUUUGGAUUCGAGGAUGCGGCCGAGAACGACCCCGAAUUGGCUUUCGCCCUCCGUCUAUCCCUGGAAGAGGAGAAGAACCGGCAAGAAAAGGAAAAGAGGGACCGGGAGGAACAAGAGCGCAAAGCGAACCUGGAGAACAUCCCCGAGGAGGGCUCCAGCGGGAGCAAAGACAAGAAAGAGGACGGUGACAAGAUGGACACCGCUUAGUGUGGAGACCAGAACAACCUCCUGGAUGAUUUGAUGCAUACCCGGCGUUUUAAUGUACUUUGGUUUUAUAUUGUAAUUGUAGAAAGCGGUUCCCGACGACACGCUUUUGAACGGAUGCGGUAUUAUAUGCAGUCUAUCGCCAUCGUAACAAUUUUCCCCGAUACAAACUAUGACGCCCUGAUAUGUCAUUCCAGCCGCGAAAAUAAAGACAAAAAUUCUGCCC